Messenger RNA from Salvelinus fontinalis (brook trout), 11796 nucleotides. Its product is annotated as lysine-specific demethylase 6B-like. Lineage: Eukaryota; Metazoa; Chordata; Actinopteri; Salmoniformes; Salmonidae. Bases 3570 to 10313 code for a protein of 2247 amino acids. The record is from RefSeq and is a predicted model, not a curated record. Gene Ontology annotation, cellular component: MLL3/4 complex. The transcript has 21 exons. Gene Ontology annotation, molecular function: histone H3K27me2/H3K27me3 demethylase activity; RNA polymerase II cis-regulatory region sequence-specific DNA binding; chromatin DNA binding. Gene Ontology annotation, biological process: regulation of gene expression; heart development.
UACCACGAAAAUUGGGGAGAAAAUGGGAUUACAUUUUAUUUUUUAUUUUUUUAAACUAAAAAAAUAAGUUAUAUACAAUGCAAAAAAAUAAAAAAAUAGCACAAUUGAUUACGGGCAUGUAAAAUGUCAGCCAUCAUCUUCGGCACUUUUUUUUAUUAUACCAUGGCAUUGUUGAAUACUCCUUUCUGAUUGGCUUGAAGGGCAUUCUAGAGUGUGCAUUAUUUCCCUAUAACGCAUAAUAUUUUUGCACGGUCCAAUUCAAUGGCUAUAGUUCAUUUUUCCAUGUUUUGCUUGAGUUGCUUUUGAAAGCAAUCAGUCGAAUCGAAAACGGUAUUGGUGUUGUUGAAUUCGAUUUUCAUAAUAGCAAGCUAGGACUGAUAGUUUGGUUAGCUUAAACUAGCAAGUCGGUUUGGUUACCAUGGCAACUUCUGCUUGCUAGCUACUUCAGUGGAUGUUGAACACAUUUCUACCUGCAAAUUAACACAUUUCUCGUGUGUGAAAUUAUAUCCAGGAAAAUAAUGCAACUCCAUGGAAGGUCAGUUCCACUCUGCGCUAACACACCUUCCACGCCUUUCUUUAUUGUUCAUAGAAUUCAAAUCAAAUCGUAUUCGUCACAUGUGCCAAAUACAACAGGUGUAGACCUUGCCGUUAAAUGCUUUAAGAAGUAUUAAGUAAAAAAUAGAAAAUAAAAGUAACACAUAAUUAAACAGCAGCAGUAAAACAUUAUGCACAAAAGAGGUUACAAAUAACGCAAAAAAUUGGUUACGGGAUCGUAAAACGGCAGCCUUCUCCUUCGGCGCCAUUCUUUAUAGAGCGCAUAGCCCCUCGUUGAUUAUCCCAUGUCUAGCGUUGUGAUAAUAUACACUAGACGGAUAUAUAGGGACUGGGACUAUACUGGAAACCAAUGUGUAAUGGAGUUUGAUAUAUAAAACGGAGCUGCAAUGUCAUGUGUAAUGGAGUUUGAUAUAUAAAACGGAGCUGCAGUGUCAUGUGUAAUGGAGUUUGAUAUAUAAAACGGAGCUGCAGUGUCAUGUGUAAUGGAGUUUGAUAUAUAAAACGGAGCUGCAGUGUCAUGUGUAAUGGAGUUUGAUAUAUAAAACGGAGCUGCAGUGUCAUGUGUAAUGGAGUUUGAUAUAUAAAACGGAGCUGCAGUGUCAUGUGUAAUGGAGUUUGAUAUAUAAAACGGAGCUGCAGUGUCAUGUGUAAUGGAGUUUGAUAUAUAAAACAGAGCUGCAGUGUCAUGUGUAAUGGAGUUUGAUAUAUAAAACGGAGCUGCAGUGUCAUGUGUAAUGGAGUUUGAUAUAUAAAACGGAGCUGCAGUGUCAUGUGCAAUGGAGUUGAUACAGUGAUGGGUUUUGGAGUUGACAUUGAAAGAGACGUGUAUUGGAGUCAUAGGAAAUGUUUUUAGCUGUAAGCACUAGCGUUAAAGCCUUCUACUGUAGUGGCGUUGGAGGCUCUCCGCGUGUGUGUGUGCGUGCGAGAGAGAGUGUGUUAGCCACACCCACAUGAAUGAGUGACAGAUGUUGAAAGCGUCUUAAGAUAUUCACACACACGCAUGCAUACACACACACACACUUCACAGCUCCAGAUUUUAGCACUCAGGCUCCUGAGCUCCUUUCAUUAGCCUCUGUCUAGACCUUAUUACCAGCUGUUUGUUCCACUCUCCUCCCCGCUACACUGCUCUAGUUUUUCGUUGUUUUUUCUCCUCUCUGUUCUGCUCCGUUUUAUAUUUAUAUUUUUUUUGUUGAAUUUUACCCCCUUUUUCUCCCCAAUUUCAGGGUAUACAAUUGUUAGCAGUUACAGUCUUGUCUCAUCGCUACAACUCCCGUACGGGCUCGGGAGAGACGAAGGUCGAGAGCCAUGCGUCCCCCGAAACACAACCCAACCAAGCCGCACUGCUUCUUAACACAGCGCGCAUCCAACCCGGAAGCCAGCCGCACCAAUGUGUAAGAGGAAACACCGUACACCUAGCGACCUGGUCAGCGUGCACUGCGCCCGGCCCGCUACAGGAGUCAGUAGUGCGCAAUGAGACAAGGAUAUCCCUGCCGGCCAAACCCUCCCUAACCCGGACGACACUGGGCCAAUUGUGCGUCGCCCCAUGGACCUCCCGGUCGCGGCCGGCUGCGACAGAGCCUGGGCUCGAACCCAAAAUCUCUGGUGGCGAUGCAGUGCCCUAGACCACUGCGCCACCCGGGAGGCCUUCGUUCUGCUCUGUUUUGUUUGUGUGUUUACAGAUUCACCCAAGUUGGGCUGCAAAAGAUUUUCAGAUCUGUUUUUUGUGUGUGUGUGUCUGUCUGUCUCUGUCUGUCUCUCACAUUGUCUAUGUGUGGGUGUGUGUGUGUGUCUGUCUCUGUCUGUCUCUUACAUUGUCUAUGUGUGUGUGUGUGUGUGUGUCUGUCUGUCUGUCUGUCUGUCUAUCUGUGUCUGUCUGUCUCUCACAUUGUCUAUGUGUGUGUGUGUGUGUGUGUGUGUGUGUGUGUGUGUGUGUGUGUGUGUGUGUGUGUGUGUGUGUGUGUGUGUGUGUCUGUCUCUUGUCUCUGUCUGUCUCUCACAUUGUCUAUGUGUGUGUGUGUCUGUCUGUCUGUCUGUCUGUCUGUCUCUCACAUUGUCUAUGUGUGGGUGUGUGUCUGGUUGAAACUCUGUCUGUCCAUCUGUCUGGCUUUCUGUUUGUGUGUGUGCGUGUGCAUGACUGUGUGCGUAGGAGUGUGUGUCUGUCUGUGUGUGUCUGUCUGUGUGUGUCUGUCUGUGUGCGUGUGUGUGUGUGGGUGGGGGGGUUAUCUUUGAUAUUUGCAGCCCAACUGUGGUCGACCAUGACCUUUUCUGAAGACAUGUGGCAGAGGUUCCCUACCCCAACACUCCACCGCAGUCUACUCCCACGACAACUCUGCCAACAGACCUUGGCUUGCUCCUCCUCCUAAACACACACACACACACACACACACAUCCAAAGAAAACAGACCAACUCUGCCACUCUCUCACACACACACACACACAUGACUUUUCUCAAUCUUUCUGUUGUGAUGUCUAUCUGAGUGUGUAGAAAAGGGAGUUAGUUCAGGCUGUGUCCAGAACUCAUUUACUGACAUAUAACCGUGUGUGUGUGUGUGUGUGUGUGUGUGUGUUUAGGAGGAGGAGCAAGCCAAGGUCUGUUGGCAGAGUUGUCGUGGGACUCGUGUGUGUGUGUGUGUGUACACAGUCCAGUGCAGGUAUGAAGUCUGCUGUCCCAACAUGAAGAUUGUCUCUGAAUCACCACUGACUAAGGAGGUGCAGGCAGAGAGAGAGAGAGCGCCUGAGGUGUCGUAAUAUGGUGGUCAACUGACCCUCCAACCUCCCUGCCUCUGACCGGACUGAAGACGUGGCAUAUACAGGGCUGAAGAAAUCCCAACGAUGAUUGGCUGUAGAAGCUGAGACGCGACAAGACAGAGGAUCUUGAACUAGGUGCUAUUCUGAAAGUUCAACUGGCUGUAUUGUAUUGGUGCUGAAGACGUGUCGAGGUCUUCCUUCGUGUUGGCGUGUGGCCUUCUCUGUGCUGCGGUGGAGGGCUUCACAGACACAGCUAGUGUGGCUGGAUGCAUCACGCAGUAGAGCAGUUUGGCGGGCGUGGCACACGGGACUCCUUCCCUCUGGGCGGACUCAGCCGGGGAACAUGGGCUACCGUGGGCGGCCACGUCACCUGGGCGCCACCUGCCAGGUGUCCGCCAGGUGUCAAUCAACACCAGCUCUUACCCCAUCUACCGCCCAGUCACAUGGGUGGAGUGAACCACCCCGGUAAAUUCUUCAAUAAUGGGCCCGUGCAGGUGCGUGGCGGUGAGAAGCAGGAGCUGGCCCAGGCCACGUUACCUGGCCUCCAGAGAGCGGACCAGCAACGCCUCCCUCCUCCCCCUCACAGGGCGUGGGAACAGCCGGGUCAGCUGUACGAGUCGCCCGCCCAUCCCCAUCCAUCCGUGCCCCUGCCCAGCGACCACGCGACCCGUCUGCAUGGCGGGUAUAGCCCCGGGCCUCCCGCCAACCUGCCCCCCAGGCCCAAUCAGCUACUGAAGUAUGUGGACCCUCAGGAGCAGCAUCUUCUCAGGGGUCCGACAUCGCUGGGUGACGAUAUGUGGGCUCAGGUGCAGCAAAGGGGUUUCCCAGGGAAGAUGUUGGGAGGGCAGCUGAAGAGACCGGCCCCCCCUCUCGGGGAGUACUCGGUCAUCCGGCACACCCCGCCCCCCUCCCUGCACCCCUCCUCUCGACCCAAUGAGGACUGCCCCAGUCCUAGCAAGAGGAAGAGGAGCUCUGAGCAGGUUCCUCACCCAGGCAUACAGAGGUUCUCUGGCCCAGGAGGGCACCCCCUGCCCCCACAGCAGCAGCCCCCGUCCCACUACCCCCCUCCUCCACCCAAACCUGCUUUCUGGAACCCCAUGCACAAGGCGAGUGGCGCCGCCUGGGCCCAGCCCGAACGCAAGAACGGGUCCCCUGAGUUCCAGGAGUCGGUCAAGUCCUGCAUGGGUGGCUACACCUACAAACCUCCCGCCCCCUCGCCCAUCUCCCCACCCCUCACCUCCUCCCCGGGAGGCUACCCUCAGAGGCACAGCGGGCCCCACCCACCCCACAAGCCCUCAUUCUCACCUCAGGCCCUCAAUCAACCCCCACACAACAACCCCCACAGCUCUCACCCGCAGUACCCUAAACCAGCCCCGCCCCGCAUGGGGAUGGAGCCCAGGGGAGGUCCUCCUGCCCCCCAGAGAGGCCCUACCACUGGGGGCAGGGGAGUCAACAACCAUCCGCCUCCUCACCACCACCAACCUCCAGCAAGGGGGGACAGAGACAGUAGGGAGCCCCCCCAACCCUCACCAGCAAACCACACCGGCGUGCCUUACAGCCACAACCCCCACUUCCAGCCCCACCCCGGGCUGGGCCACACUGCUCCCCACCCCCCUGCCAGCAGCACAGCAGUACCUCAGCAGCACAACCCCACUCCCCCCCACCACGAUGCCUGGAGACCCCAGGGACAGGGUCAGGGCAGGCCACAAAACAACCACCCCAUGGAGUCGGGUCACUACAGGGCAGGGCUGGUACCUCAGGGGCAGCAAAACCAGGCUGGGGAGACCCGGGGUCCCGCGUCCCUCCAACACCAUCAGCACCCCCACAUCAGCCCCCCUCAGGUUCCUACCAGAACCCCCGUCAUCAUCUCCACCCCCCAGGCCUCCUGCUCACAGUCACAAAACAACCGCUACAACAACAGUAGUAGUAUUACUGGACCUGCACUCUCCACUGUGACCACAGCACCACCUGCUGUGUGUUCAGCUAACAGCACCUGUAGGAGAGGCAGGGAGACAAUGUCACUGCCCCACCAGUCCUCAGCUGCGUCUCAGCUGGCGAGAGACCCAGAGAGGGGCCCCAUCCACCCCAUGCUGCACCCAGGGUAUCAGGGAGCCCACGCGGGCACUGCCAACCACCCCCACCGGGUGCCACCCAGGCCCCAGCAGCAGCAGUCCCCUAGCCAGCACCACCAACAGUCUGUCCAGGGGAAGUCUUACUACGGACGGUCUGAUCCUGAUGGCACUCUGGCCUCCUCUUCAUCCUCCUCCUCUUCGUCAUUCUCAGGACACCAGAGGGCAGGGGAGAGCGUCAUCACCAGCAGGGGGUCUCACCCCAGACCCCUCACCCAGACGGAGGUCACUAGCUCGCCCCUGCACCGCCCCAUGCCCGCCCCCCAACCCCACACUGUCAGCUCUGCCCCUCAGCCAGCCUCCAGCCCCUCCUACUCCAGACUCUGUGCCCAGCCUGCCCCCCAGGCUACCACCACCUCAGCCAAGGGGUAUCUAAAUUCUCGACCCCAGCCACCUCCACCAUCAGCCCCCCAGUCCAUGGAGGAGGCUCUGGAUAAACUGGAUGCUGAGCUGCAGGGUCAUAUGCAGGCUGAGGAGAGGAGGGAGCGGGAGCAGGAAGAGCGGAAGCGGGAGCAGGAAGAGCGGAAGAGGGAGCGGGAGCAGGAAGAGCGGAAGAGGGAGCGGGAGCAGGAAGAGCGGAAGAGGGAGCGGGAGCAGGAAGAGCGGAAGAGGGAGCGGGAGCGGGAAGAGCGGGAGAGGGAGCGGGAAGAGCGGGAGAGGGAGCAGGAAGAGCGGGAGAGGGAGCAGGAAGAGCGGGAGAGGGAGCAGGAAGAGCGGAAGAGGGAGAGGGAGCAGGAAGAGCGGGAGAGGGAGAGGGAGCAGGGGAAGAGGAGAGAGUUGGAGAGAGCGGAAGAGGAGAAGAAAAGAAGGGAAUGGGAAAAAGAGCAGGAGGAAAGGAAGAGGAGGGAGCGAGAGGAAGAGGAGAGGAAGAGGAGGACUGAGUGGAUGAAAGAGGAGGAGAGGAGGAAGGUGAAGGAGGAGAUGAGCCGGAGUAGUAAAAGGAGAGCGGAGUCUGCCAUCGAGAGUCUGGAGAGACUCCUGUCCGGCAACUCCUCUGCUCCUCCACCUCCUCGCCUGUCCACCGUCUCCUCCUUUGUCCCACCCCCACCCCCCCCCAGCCAGUCAUCCUCCUCGCCCCCCUACCCCUGGCUGAGCCGGGGCGGGGCUCCCCCUUGUCCCCCAGGCCAGGCACCACCACCUCCCGCCCCCCUGGAGAUGUCACGGCCCCCCCCUCUCACCCCCCAGACGGAGUACGCCAGGGAGAAGCAGAGGCAGAGAGAGAUGUGGGGUGAAACCCCCCCCUCGUCAUUACACACUAGUAACGUUACCUCGGGGAACAACAUCCUGCCCUCGUUGGGGCCCUCUUACCCCAACCACCCCUCAAAUAAGACCUUGACGCAAGGUGCCCCCCGCCCAUCCAAAGACACCCCCCAUCCCAAGGAGAACGCUAGUCAGCAGGUCCGAGGAGGCGCGAUGGGCGCUGUGGAUCCCCUCCACACCUCCAGCACGGUCAACCUCCGAGAGCCCCCCAAACUCUUCCAGGUGUUCCCCAGGGAUAGCCUACCGUCUGGGCCCAACACCUCCAGGACCAACAGCAGCACGUCCAGCACAGGGGGCCUCCUCCACAAGCGCAUGCCCAGCGGAGGCCUAGGCAGCCUAGGUUGCAGUGGCGAUUCUGACAGCACCCAGUUUGAGGAGGAACCCUUGGAGCUCUCAACGUUACUCCCGGAUGGUCUGGCCAACAUCAUGGCCAUGCUGGAUGAGUCCAUCAAGAAAGAGGAGGAAUCUCUGUACUGCAGCAACCGAAACGGCGCUAGGGAGACCAUCAUAACUGCCUUUACUGCUAUGCCGCCGGCUAAGAGCUACCUGUGCGCCCCGGACCUCAUUCCAGCGCCCAAUCAGCAACCGCAGGAUGACUUUAUUGGGACGAACGUCCACGCCAGCCCACCUGUACUGAGCCGACAGGGCUCCCUGGCCUCCCCCUGUAGCCGGACUUCCUCCCUCAACGAGGAAGACGAGGAGGGUUGUCUCGUCCUGAAACCCCCUUUGGAGCUCCACGAGCCAGCCGUCCCCCUCAACUCCGACCCCCAGUCAGGGACUAACUACAGCCACAGCGACCUGGCUAAACUCUACGGUCUCCCGGAGCCUGUGAAGAGCGAGGGUGACGACGAGGAUGAGGAAGAUGAGUCGGAGACCCCGUCCAGUUCCCCUCCCCCGCCCCAGAGGCCCCACCUCCACCAGACGGGGGUGAGCAGCACCUUCAAGUCCCAGGCCGCCCUGGAGAACCAGAAGUACGCCUACCGAGGUGGUCCGUUUGGCCGCCCGCCCCCCUCUGCUCUUGGGGGACUGAAGUACUCCUCCUCCCUCUCUCUGGGUCCCGACAUCCAACAGCAGCAGAAUAGCACCUCCCCCACCUCGGAUUCCACCAAUCACCCAGGCUUCACGCCGUCGUCGGCCCCUCCCCUAAAGACCCGCCCACACUCCCCCUCCAGCCGGGAGGCAAAGAGACAGGUCAACAUCAAGAUGGAGGAGCCUGAUAUCUGGAGAGAUGGGAGAGAAGCCAUGGAGAGGAGGCUCCAUUCCUCGAGGGAGGAGUCCAAGUGUUAUCCCUCUACACAGCCCAUCAAGAUGGAGCCCAAGGAAGAGGUGACGCUUACAACCAUCUCAGAGUCUUCUCUGGCCGAGCUGGGCCGAAGCUGUGAGGUUCUCCUGACCCGACACUCCAGCUCCCUCCCUAGCAAGAACACCUCCGACAGGACCAAGACUGAGCUCCAACAGGAGGGCAGGCACCACAAGCCUGAGAGAGAGCGGGAACGACACCGAGAGAAGGAUGGAGAGAAGGAGCGGAAACCCGGCCGGAGCAAGAAGCACGAGGAGAGGAAAGAGGGGAAGAAAAAGCAGAGGGAGAAACGAGAAGAGAUGUCCUCCUCCUCCUCUUCGUCCUCUCACUCCUCCUCCUCCAGUUCCAGUUCUAAACGGCACAGGCACAAGGAGAAGAAGGACCACCGGCGGAUCCUCGGGAACCUGGACCUUCAGCGUAAGGAGAUCCGGGAGAAGGACCGCGACCGCGUUCGCGCUGACAUUAGGAGGACGGAGGCUGGGUCCACCAGCGAAGGUGAACCCUCCGAAUGGGCGUCCCAUAGUAGAAGUGAAAGAAGUUCAGGAGUCAUGUCCUCUUCUCAGGACAGAGGGGCUGGAUCAACACUGCAGGGUUCGGCUGCUGACUUCAUGAAGCUGAAGGCCCUGUCGGACGGGCCGCCCAAGGAGCUGAAGAUCAGGCUGAUCAAGGUGGAGAGCGGCGACCGAGAGACGUUCAUCGCCUCUGAGGUGGAGGAGAAGAGGACACCCCUGGAGGAGAUCAGCAUCGAGAACACCGCCGCAGAGGUCCUCAGGGCCUGCAAGGGUGCGAGGGUGAAGGGGAAGUUCAGAGAGUCCUACCUGCUCCCUGCGUUCUCUGUCAAGCCCCUGUUUACCACAGAGCCCCUCCCACGGGAUAAACUCAACCCCCCCACGCCUAGCAUCUACUUGGAGAGUAAGAGAGAUGCCCUCUCUCCUGUACUACUGCAGUUCUGUACUGACCCCAAGAACCCUGUUACUGUCAUCAGAGGACUGGCCGGGUCCCUACGACUCAACCUGGGUCUGUUCUCCACGAAGUCUCUGGUGGAUGCUAACUCUGAGCAUGCUGUGGAGGUGAGGACUCAAGUACAGCAGCCUGCUGAUGAGAACUGGGACCCGAGCGGCACGGGGCAGACCUGGCCCUGUGAGAGCAGCCGCUCACACACCACCAUCGCCAAGUACGCCCAGUACCAGGCUUCAUCCUUCCAGGAGAGUCUGCAGGAGGAGAAGGGUAGUGAUGAAGAGGCUGAGGAAGAUGAGGUAGACAAGGAGAAGACGAGUAAGGAGACCAGCCCCGAGACAUCUAGCAAAGAACCCACAAGUAAAGACGCUACCAGUACCGAACAGAAACCAGUGGGGAAGAUAAUCAAGUUUGGCACCAACAUUGACCUGUCAGACCCCAAGAGGUGGAAGCCCCAGCUGCAGGAGCUCCAGAAGCUUCCGGGCUUCAUGCGCGUGGCGUCCAGCGGUAACAUGCUGAGCCACGUGGGACACACCAUCCUGGGCAUGAACACGGUCCAGCUCUACAUGAAGGUCCCCGGGAGCCGCACGCCAGGCCACCAGGAGAAUAACAACUUCUGCUCUGUGAACGUCAACAUUGGGCCUGGAGACUGCGAGUGGUUCUCUGUGCACGAAAACUACUGGCCGGCCAUCGACGACUUCUGUGAAAAGCAUGGAGUAGACUACCUGACCGGUUCCUGGUGGCCUGUUCUGGAGGACCUGUACCGCUCCAACAUCCCUGUUUACCGCUUCAUUCAGAGGCCCGGGGACCUGGUGUGGAUCAACGCAGGGACCGUCCACUGGGUCCAGGCUGUGGGCUGGUGCAACAACAUCGCAUGGAAUGUGGGCCCACUCAACUCCUACCAGUACCAGCUGGCCCUGGAGAGGUUUGAGUGGAACGUGGUCAAGAAGGUCAAGUCCAUCGUCCCCAUGAUCCACGUGUCCUGGAACGUGGCCCGCACCGUCAAGGUCACCGACCCCGACACAUACAAGAUGAUCAAGCACUGCCUCCUGCAGUCCAUCAAGCACAUCCAGGUUCUGCGAGACCAGCUGGUAGUAGCAGGGAAGAAGAUCUCCUACCAGAGCCGAGUGAAGGACGAACCAGCUUACUACUGCAACGAGUGUGAUGUGGAGGUGUUUGACCUGCUGUUCGUGACGUCUGAGAGUGGCAGCAGGAAGACCUAUGUGGUCCACUGUGAGGACUGUGCCCGCCAGAGGAACCCCAGCCUCUCCAACAACGUAGUGGUGUUGGAGCAGUACCGCAUGGAGGAGCUAAUGAGUACCUACGACACAUUCAGCCUGACUGCAGCCCCGAGUACACAGUGAUAAAGCUCCUCCCCCUCCGCGUCUCACAGCCAUAACCAAAACUCCUGCCAGGCAGGACUUUACAUCUUUAAAAAUACGUUAUUUUUAACCUCCCCCCUUCGUUAUUUAAGAUGUUUUGACUACUGCUAAUACUUGCCGAUCAAACAGCCAAUCGAAAACCAGUUUACUACUCAUCACCGUUUACAAAACCGAACCGCCAAUCAAAUGCCAGUUUACCCUUGUUGUAGACUGUUCGUGAACAGCGUUCUGGUUUCCGGAGGACUUGAAAAAAAUGGAAAGGCAGUUGGUGCUAGCUGCCAUUGUGAACAAGCAACAAAGGGUUGACCGUUAUCAAUGGCAUGAAUUUGAUUAUUUCCAUAUCUUUUCUUUUUUUUUAUCAUGAAUUCUGAAAUGUGUAAAUGCUGUGUAUUUUGUGGGGUGCUGUUUUUUGUUUUUUUUAACAUAAUGUAUUUUCUUUAAGACUAGAUCAGCCCUAGAUAUAUACCACAUUGGCCUUGUGACUUGUAUUUAGAAGAUAAAUAAGAUGGAAAAUACUAAGAGAUAUGACUUUUUUUCUAAAAGCAUUAAGAAUAAGGAGACACGAAAAAAUACAAUUGUUUGAAAUGCUUAGAAACAUACGGGUUUUAAAGUCUUUUUAGAUUUUUAGUUUAGUCUUUCUUACUCUUGUAUGUGUUGUGUUUUUACAAAUGUAUAAUGUUUAUUUCCACGGGAAGGCGAAAGAGUCAAUUGUCACAACUCUUUAGGAGUACAUCAGGUCUUUUUGUUUUAAUGAAUUGCUUCCAUUUUUGCAUUGUUUUGUACCUCUGAUUUUGUUAGUUUUUUGCUUAAUAUACAGAUUUAUAAUUUCUUCUGGAUUUUACAUUGUACAUUCUUUUUUAUUUAAAACGUUUCUUAUAUUUAUAGGAUGUCAAUGUUCUCCCCUUGCUUUUAUUAGGGUUGUACAAGUUUGAAAGUAAUUUUUUUUUCUCUAACAACUGAAAUGGUGUGUUAUGGGAGGACAAGGUUCUCUGGUGCUUCUUCUGGUUCUAUAUAUAUAUAAAUGAAUUUCUAAUGAAUAUAACUUACACCUUUCCCUGUAGUUGCUAGGAUCCACAGCCGAGGUAGUUGACGAAUGGAAUACGGUCUUUAAUGAGUGGGGAAAUUAAUUGUUUUUCAUUCUUUCUGGGGGGUUUUGGAUUAAAUGAUUUUUUUUUUAUAUAUAUAUAUUAUUGUAAUCUGUUGGAAUAUUGACUUAUGGGAUAGAAAGGUGCUACAGUUUUCGGAUGAACUAUUUUUGUUUUUCCUUUAAGAUAAAUUCUAUUUUUCCUGUUGCAAUAUACCUUCCUUUUCCUUCUCUUUGUGGUCAUUUAUUUAAAACUGCACUCUUUUAAGAACACACACACACACCAAACUGAGCCAGACAUGUCUUAAACACUUUGUGAAUUUGUGUGACAUUACUAUGACUUAUUAAUAAAUAAACGCUUUUGAUAAAGCCAAAAAUGUG